AGAUGCAACUCUAAAUACAUGAAGCCUCCAUGUUGCACAGGGAAUGUAGGGCCAGCUGAUGUGAACUGUUUGCCUGAAAGUGUGCGCUAACUUUACCGCUGUACCACUUGCGUCUGAUUCAUGUUUUUUUGGGACAAGCGGACCAACCCUCCGACCGACAGGGCUGCCUGGUGUUUGCACCGUUGUUCCAGACGCGGCCUCACGGAGCUUCACGGCUAACUCGCUAACCUAGGCUACCUGCUAACUUCAGCUAGUGAGCGACUCUACGGCACUUGUUUUUUGUUGUUUUGUUUUUUUAGUCAUUGUUACCCACAAAAAAUAUUCGUUUGCAGUGAUGAUAUUUUUUUGCGGAGAGCCAUAAAUGACAGCCGCUCAUUGGCGUCCAUUCACCCCCGUGCUAGCUGGCUGGCUGCCCCCGCUGCCACAGCGCCUCGCCUCGGACGGUUGCCGGGCUUUGUGGGCUAGCUGGUCAUCUUAAACCGCUAGCUAACUGUAGCUAGCAAGCGAAGCAAGCCAGCAAAACAAAAGAGGAAUAACCACCCGUCUAAAUGGACCACAUGUCCAUAAUAACCCAAGUUUCCAAUCCCAAGGAGGAGGAAAUAAUAUCCUACAACCAGGAGAAAGCGUCCCAGUCGAACAGCAGCCUAAAGAAGCAGAGGAGCCGCAGCAUCUUCAGCUCGUUCCUCUGCUGCUUCCGCAACUACAAUGUUGAGCCGCCACCCGCCAACACCAACACCAGCUCCCUGCCUCCACCUGUUGAGGAGAAUGGAUCCCCUCCCAAGUGUGACCAGGUCGAGGUCAUCCCUGUCCCUAGUCCACCAGCCAAAUACCUCCUACCAGAGAUGAAAAUAUCUGACUAUGGCAAAAAGUGUGUUGUGAUUGACUUGGAUGAAACGCUCGUCCACAGCUCGUUCAAGCCCAUCAGCAAUGCUGAUUUUAUUGUUCCAGUGGAGAUCGAUGGUACCGUUCAUCAGGUGUAUGUGCUGAAACGACCCCACGUGGACGAGUUCCUUCAGAAGAUGGGAGAGCUGUUUGAAUGUGUGCUGUUUACAGCCAGUCUCGCCAAGUACGCAGACCCCGUGGCAGACCUGCUGGACCAGUGGGGCGUGUUUCGAGCGCGGCUCUUCAGAGAAUCCUGCGUUUUUCACAGAGGGAACUAUGUUAAAGACCUCAGCCGGCUUGGACGAGAGCUCAGCAACGUCAUCAUCGUCGACAACUCACCCGCCUCUUAUAUUUUCCACCCAGAAAACGCUGUCCCAGUCCAGUCCUGGUUUGACGACAUGAAUGACACAGAGCUCUUGGAUCUGCUGCCUUUCUUUGAGGGACUCAGCAAAGAAGAGGAGGUUUACGGAGUGCUGCAGAAUCUGAGAAGCAGGUAGCAGGACAACACCACGGCGCCACCUGCGCUCUCCACGCUACUCCUCUCUGUCCAUCUCUGCCCCCACCCACCCCUCCACCCACCACGUCUCUCAGACUCAGGCAGAUCCUCCCACGCGCGCCCCUCUUGUCUCUGCCCCAAGGGGACGCCUCGGAGUCUCACUGUGGAAACAUUCUGUCCCCCCUCCACUGCCCCUGCCCCACCAUCUCCGCUCUCUUCUCCUGGUGACUGGCUGCCUUCUGAGUGCCAUCAGAAAAAAACAAAAACAAACACUUAAUAUCCCAGGAGCACUGUGUUUUCACAAAAAUCACACCAGAAAGUGUACAGAGCAUCCUAAGUUGAUAGUAUCGGGGACAAAAAAUGCUAAGAGGAAUGAACUCUGGUCUUUAUUUUCAAACCAACAAAGUUUUACUAUUUGGUGAAGUGCUUAUUUUAAAACCAAAAAAAAACAACAAAAAAACAAACAAUUUUUCGUCUGAAACUUCUUUUGUGGGUACCACACAAAAGUCUGAAAAGAUUUUGUCCUUGUAUUGUUGCUAUGCAGGCAGUUUCUGGUAGUAGAAAGGACUGUGACUCUCUUUUCUUACUGAAUGAAGUGCCUUGUGUGAAUGUUGUUUAUAUGGGGAGAUAUUUUGUACAUGGCAUCUUUCCAGAGUACUUCAGUCUUUUCACACACAGUAUGCUUUAAAGUGGACACAGAAGUAUCUUUGCAUAAAAAUUUAACUUUUGUUUAUUUUAUUUUUUUGAUCAUCAAACGCUGGGUAAAUGUCUCCAUAGUAUUCUUUUUAUUUUCUUGUGCCAUUAUAUAGAUGUGACUUUGUUUCUUUCUGCUUUCAUUAUACAUAGAAUUAGUUCAUUUGUUUUAGGCACAGGAGUACGUUGGCAAUUGUGAACCUUAUACCCCACCUGAAAGUCAUUCUUUACAUUUGAUGGAUUUGAUCUGAAAGCUCAGAUAAAAUGUGCCAUUUAUGUUUCUGUCUCUCCCACUUUACUCCCCCUUUUUUUUCUCAUUUUAUUAUUUGCCAAAUAAGGAUAUUAUUUUUUAACAGGCUUCAUAUCUUUAACAGGGGUUUCAGCUAUAACUGUUAAACCAUAAGUAGUGAGUAUAGUAUUAUAGGUUUUUAUUAAUUUGACAAGUAGACGUCAAAUUCAUGUGUAUGUUUUAAAUGUUUUGAGGUUCUUUGUCACGUCAUGCUUAUCAGACGGCUAAGCUUUUAGCCUGCAUUUUAAGUUUUUGUUGUUUUGUUCAGCACACGUAUGUGGUGCAGCUUCACCCACACAGGGGAUCGUUCUCCAGAAUUGUGCACAGUUGCAAUGGUAUAUACCUUUUUGUUGUUUCAGAUGGUCUGGGAUCUCACAGUUAAUGGGUCGAGUGCCAUGCUUUUAGUUUUUUGUUGUUUUUUUUUUUUCAUGAGGUUAGUGUCUUUAGAAAGCAUAGAAUAGUGUCGGAUAGAGUCUGGAAAGAGUUAAAAAUCACACCACGCUCCUCCUGAUUUACAUCCAGUGGUGGUCUGACCUGAUCCAGCACUGGUGUGAAAGCAGCGGAGACGACGUGCGGUGUUUACCUUCCCAGACUCUUUUUAACUGCUCUUCACCUCAGUGCCUACGUUCGAGAGGAGCCACGCAAACCGAAUGCUGCAACAUUUGCUACCAUGGCAAUAACCUUUUUGGGGGGAGAGACUUCCAUCCUAAGUGUUUGGUUUGGGUGUCUAGAGCACUUCACGAGGAUAGCCAGUAUAGUAGUAAUGUGGUCCACAGUAGGGCUGGCCCAGUUAUCAGUGAUUUUCAGUGUUGGUGUUAUGAACCUUCACAUACAUUUUUCAAAUUGUUUGCUACAAAAAACUGGAUAAUUUAGUCAUUUUUUAGAAUGAAAUAUAAAUUAUUAGGUUUUUUUUUCAAAGUUACAAUACUGAAUCAACUUGAAUGUUGCUCAAUUGCAGCAACAGCAGCCAAAAUGACCUUGUGUAGAUAACUGCUAGUUUUCAGUCCGUGUUGUGGAAAACAGUAUAAGAGAGAGAAAAAAAAAGAAAAAGACGACGCCUUCCAAACCUACAGAUGGGUGCUCAGUCCCCCCGGCCCAUCCCAAACGUUCGGGAGCCAGCUCUAAAUAUAAAAAACACUACUGGGACACUGCAUAAAGGACUGUGUAGAACCUCAUCAUGACAUCGAUGCCUUACUGCCUGCACGGGCACAAAGCAAUGUUUCUCCAUUAAUUCCAAGGUUACAAACUCCAGGUUUUUUGGCAUUGUCUCAUUAGUAUUUUCUUUUUACAGAGUGUAAAAGCGGCUCGGCCAUAUUCACGUCGAGCGUACGCGGUCAGGUGCAUUAACAUCGCGAAACAAUAAAAUAAAGCAAUGAAGCAUGAAAAAAUCUGCGGUGCCAUCUAGGGAUUGUACAACAAACCUCAUUAGCUUUGAUGCUCACUUUAGGGGUCAUGAUGUUCUAUUAAAAAGACCUACACUACUUCAUAAUUUCCACCAUUUUUUUUUC
Molecule: messenger RNA, 3868 nt
Organism: Scomber japonicus (chub mackerel)
Lineage: Eukaryota; Metazoa; Chordata; Actinopteri; Scombriformes; Scombridae
Product: CTD small phosphatase-like protein
Exons: 8
Coding region: 549-1379 (276 amino acids)
Molecular function (GO): RNA polymerase II CTD heptapeptide repeat phosphatase activity
Source: RefSeq, a predicted model, not a curated record